AUGGAUGACAUUGCCGACCUCGUUCUCACCCCAUUCAGAGACAUUGUCGAGAAGGGGAGGACAGCUGUUCAGAAUGCGGGUGACACACAGCCAAUGCUCAAGGCUUCCCAGGCCUUGCUCAAGGAGGGCGAACGUGCUCUCAAGAGGAUAGAGCCGCUAUGUAAAAAGCACUUUGACGAUUAUGGGCCAAACUUUGUUGCAGCCCUGAGAGACAAUGAGGAUAUCGCCCAGUUUCGGCUUCAGCUUACAGAUAUGCUCUGGGAGUUUGAUGACUAUAUUGAAGUAGACGACUUUGAUGCUGCCAAAUUCACUGAGCUUCAGAUGCAGUCGCGUGCGGCAGCUCCAAAGAUUUACGACAUCCUGUUGAAGAUGAAGCUCGAGGCACCUGCUCAGUUCAAUUCUCAGCAUUUCAUGUCCCAGCUGUCUCCCCCUUCAUCGCCUCACCCCAUGCCGACUAUGCUUAUGCCGCAGAUGCCGCCGACACCUUCAGUUACUAGCUCCAGCUAUGCUGGCAGAGACUCUGUGUCCAGCUCCAAGACCGACAGCAGGUCUGUCGGGGAUGCAGCUCCCGCUGAGACUGCCAACGAGCAGCUGAGAGUGCUGCUCGACAAGGCAUUCAAUACUAGUAACAAUACUAAUAGCAUCGACCUCAUGUCUCCCCCGAUGCCACCUCCGGAUAGGGCGUUGCCUAUGCCCCCGCCACCUCCUCCAGCGGCAGUGGAUCAAUUACCUCCACGACCGCCGUCAACCAACCCAUGGGACAUUAGGGUCAAGACUGUUGCUUCUGAUGAUGAACGGCCACUGCGAGACGGGCCUCAAGCCCGCCGGCGACCACCAGUUGAUCCAGCGCUCCAAACUCCGGUUGAAGGCCAUUCACCAAACAGUCCGCUCACUUCUGCAAAGAACUUCUCAGUUCCGCGAUCCAACUAUUCAGAAAGCACUCGUAGCUCAUCGUUAAUGCCAGACAGCGCUCGCAGCUCGGGAUUAUUGCAAGAAUAUACUCUUGACGGAGACCACAAGCACUCGUCUCUUACCAGCCAAUUGACAGACUACAGCAUGAGUCCCACUCAAGUCUCACGCCCACGAGCACCAAGCAGUACUACUAGCUACAGCGCCAGCACCCCGACCAUACCUGAGGAAAUGUCGCGAGAAAAGGCCAUCAGAGCGAGGAGUACUUCACGACCCCGCGCUGUCAUGUAUUCGCCAAUGCCGUAUCGAUCACAGCCACGGCCACGUCAGCCCUCAUAUCCGACUACUGCUGAGGAGCGCGUGGAGGACGUAAAGCCUGGUCCCAGAAACGAUUCGCUCAGUGAUGCCGCACAACCUCCUAUCUCUGAGCGAAGGUUGUCAGACGCCGAGAGUUUGCUGGAUCCAAACCCCCUUCCGGUCAGUACAAGGCCGCCUGCCUAUGAUAGGCGGCCAAGUGCUGUCAAUACAGAGCAACAAACCCAGCAACCACCUGCGUCGGGCCUCGAGCUUGGUCGCCGUAGCACGGGCCUGACCGCAAAUGAGAUCCCAGAUAGUGGCCUGAUCCCGGUAGACUCUUCUAUGCCUGGUGCUGCUCUAGCCAAUCUACCUCCCCAAGAUCUCACAAUCGACAACCAGAGUUCGUUUUACGUGAUGAAACAAUUCUGUGCCGGAGCUACCGACGUCAUCAACGGUGGGAUCGGUGUGAAGAGGAUAAAGAAACCCGGUUUUUCUAUUACAGCUGUUGCUGCCAAGUGCACGCACUGCUUAUACGAGCUGGACUUUAAGCAUGUUGAGUACGAUCUCAACAAACAAGAGGAGGGCAACUAUACCAAGAAUGGCAUCGGAUACCGCUUGCGUUUCUUACAGAAGAGCCAUUUGCACGCAAAGCGGGUUGACGACGUCAUGUAUGCAUGUGUCUUUUGUAUUCAUACCAGCCGAACUCUCGACCAAAGCGACUCAACUGUCUUCACAUCGACCGCCGCAUUGUUUGCCCAUCUGGCUCGCCACCCUCGGCCGCUUCCAGAUGUUCCUGGCAUUGCUGUGGUAGACCAGACUGAGGUUCCGCCUCAUUUGGUCAAUGACUAUGAUCUUUUGUUUAACAGCCCGCCCGAGCCUCAUCCGGUCCGCGAAAGGGCAGUAGAGAUUGCUCACCUGCCCACAGGUCAUGCAAAGGAGUCGGCCAGAAGACUCUUUGGCCAAAGACUGCUCCCUGACAGGACACCAGCUUUGGAAUUGAUACAAGGCGCAAAGAUCACGGGAGUACAAUGGCCUGCUCGAUAUGGAGGAGAAUGGGCUUUUGGAUGGCACGAUGGUGUAUUCGCAUCGAUCCCUGUCGAAAUCUUAAAGCUGGAUCGACCUCCUUUUAGCCAGAUUAAGAGAAACAACUCAAGUCGCGUUCGAGCCAAAGCCAGGUGGAAGUUUUCAGUCAAGGAAAAGAAUGAAGACUGGCUCAAGUUUGACAAGGACGAGGUCAUCACCAAUAUAAGCUGGCCAUAUCCAGAGUAUUGGUGCUGGUCAGGCACAAACGCAAAGGGCAAAUGGGGAGUCUUCCCUCAGGCUUUCCUUGACCCAAACUCAUUGCAGGAGAUAUCUUCCAUGAUUGGCUCAGACCGGUCCAGCAUUCUCAGCAACGAGAAGAACAAAUCGAGCACCAUGCUGCCAAGCUUUUCCACACGGAGCAAGAAUGGACGCCCAGCUAGCAUUGCCGGAUCGACAAGCAGUGGAGAAACGACACGAUCCGGAUUUGGCUCCAGACGCUUACGAGGACUGCGGGGAGACUAA
Messenger RNA from Trichoderma gamsii, 2751 nucleotides. RefSeq lists its product as hypothetical. Lineage: Eukaryota; Fungi; Ascomycota; Sordariomycetes; Hypocreales; Hypocreaceae. The transcript has 5 exons. The record is from RefSeq and is a predicted model, not a curated record. Gene Ontology annotation, molecular function: protein binding. Bases 1 to 2751 code for a protein of 916 amino acids.